Neltuma alba is the source of this 503-nucleotide messenger RNA. Its product is annotated as autophagy-related protein 8B-like. The record is from RefSeq and is a predicted model, not a curated record. NCBI's taxonomy places the organism in Eukaryota, Viridiplantae, Streptophyta, Magnoliopsida, Fabales, Fabaceae. Bases 1 to 279 code for a protein of 92 amino acids. The transcript is spliced from 3 exons.
AUGAGGAAGAUCAAUAACAAGAUUGAUGCGGGACAGGGGAAUUUGCUACCGGACGAGUGUAGGUAUCUGGUUCCUGCUGAUCUGACUGUUGGACAGUUUGUGUAUGUUGUGAGAAAGAGAAUCAAGCUGAGCCCUGAGAAGGCCAUCUUUAUCUUCGUCAAAAACAUUUUACCUCCGACUGCUGCUAUGAUGUCUGCAAUUUAUGAGGAAAAUAAGGAUGAAGAUGGUUUCCUGUACAUGACUUACAGCGGGGAGAACACGUUCGGGAUGAUGGAAUAAUACCUAACAGCAGCCAUGUGUAUACCAACUUUCAGAAGGAAUAAGCGACCUCGAACUAGUUAGCUCUAGUUGUAAAUUCUCCGGUUUGAAUUAUUUCUCCUGAAGUUGCUAAUGUGUAUGAUGACUAUCUUUAUGAAUACCAAAACUUGAGAACUCUGUUCAUUCCUAAUCCUAAACGGAUGAAAUUUGUAUAGUUCAAUUGGGUUUAAUCUCUGAUCAUGAGA